Molecule: messenger RNA, 1152 nt
Organism: Aspergillus clavatus NRRL 1
Lineage: Eukaryota; Fungi; Ascomycota; Eurotiomycetes; Eurotiales; Aspergillaceae
Product: FAD binding domain protein
Exons: 2
Biological process (GO): secondary metabolite biosynthetic process
Molecular function (GO): FAD binding
Source: RefSeq, a predicted model, not a curated record
AUGACGGCCACCAAAGGUGCUGCGACGAGCAAGGCCGCACUUGACGUCGCCAUCAUGGGUGGCGGCAUCGUGGGCCUCAUCCUGGCUCUAGGACUGCUCCGACGAGGAUUUACUGUCAAGGUUUACGAGCAGGCCCAGGAGUUCCACGAAAUCGGCGCCGGAGUCGCCUUCACAGCCAACGCGCAGCGGUGCAUGGAGCUGCUCGACCCUCGCAUCCUGGAAUCCAUGAAGAGAGUCGCCAACAAGAAUCCAAAUGACUACUACCAAUACGUUGACGGAUAUAACCAUCGCACUGACGAUCCGACGGACACACGCGAGGAGUUGCUAUUCAAGAUCUACGCAGGCGACGUCGGCUUUGAUGGCUGCCACCGGGCACAUUUCCUUGCCGAGUUGGUCAAACUCCUGCCUCCCGGAGUGGUGGAAUUCCGAAAGCGUUUUGACUCCUAUUUGGAUCGGGGAGACGACCAGAAAUUGUUGUUGCAGUUCUGCGAUGGGACCACGGCAGAGGCAGAUCUUGCGGUAGGGUGCGACGGGAUCAAAUCGCGAGUACGACAAAAGAUGUUUGGCGAAGAGAACCCGGCGUCGUACGCACACUACACCCACAAGGUCGCGUAUCGCGGGCUCAUUCCAAUGGACGCAGCGGUUGCGGCACUCGGCCAGGACCGCGCUUUCAACCAGUGUAUGCACAUGGGGCCCAAGGCCCAUGUGCUCAACUUCCCCGUGGCCAUGCAUACAAUGAUGAACGUGGUCGCCUUUGUUCACGACCCGAACGACUGGUCGAUAGAGGGCAAGAUGGAUGUGCCCGCCAGCCGGGACGAGGUGGUUGCGGCCUUUACAGACUGGAGCCCGGCGGUCCGCGGCAUGAUUGAUCUGUUGCCCGACCAGCUGACAAAGUGGGCCAUCUUCGACACGUAUGAUUAUCCUGCUCCUUUCUACGCGCUCGGCCGCGUGUGUCUGGCCGGAGAUGCAGCCCAUGCCUCAUCGCCGCACCACGGGGCCGGUGCCGGAUUCGGUGUGGAAGAUGCCCUCGUCCUGAGUACGCUGCUGGAAGAGGCGGUGGCCACGUUGCGAGGCCGCGAUACCCACCGAGCGGCGGCGGUGACUGCCAGUCUACAGGCGUACAGCGAAGCACGUCAUGAGCGAAGCCAGUGG